Molecule: messenger RNA, 2715 nt
Organism: Salmo salar (Atlantic salmon)
Lineage: Eukaryota; Metazoa; Chordata; Actinopteri; Salmoniformes; Salmonidae
Gene: ppm1a
Product: protein phosphatase 1A, magnesium dependent
Biological process (GO): protein dephosphorylation
Molecular function (GO): magnesium ion binding; manganese ion binding; protein serine/threonine phosphatase activity
Source: RefSeq, marked provisional
AAAGAGAAGAGCUAUGAAAAAAAGAUAGAGAAGGUGUAAUCAAAAGACUACAGAGUAGAUGCAGAGCUAACAAAGACAGAGAAGGUAUAAAAUGGGAGAGAGUGCAGAUCAAUGAGAUUUCCAGAGAGAACAGGAAGAGAGAAGAGAGGGGUGGGGGUGAGCAGCUAGAAGCAUCAGCACAGAGAAAAUACGUCAGCCGGACCGACAGCAUCAACCUGGGCAUCCAUACUCUGAGAGGCCUGAAGCAACGGGCCUACACAGGCAGCACACAGCAGGGCACAGGCCUAGCCAACGGCCCACAGGAGGGAGAGAAGACGCCCAGUCCACAGUGUCAGCUGCUGUAGCCAUGAGGACUGCACGGAAGGGGAGCGUGGAGAUGCCUGCAUUUUUCCGGCAGCUGGUGAAGGAGACAGAGAAGAGGGUCAGCUCCUUUUUCAAAGGAGGGGGGCAUGGAGGGGCAGAGCACACAGACGGGGAAAGAGAGGAGGUGAUCCCCAGCCCCUACCUGGACCGUCCCAUCCUGGACAAGUUGACUGAGGAGGGUUGCUCCUGCUGGGGCCUGACCUACGCCCUGUGCAGCAUGCAGGGCUGGAGGGCAAACAUGGAGGACUACCACAACUGUGUGCCUCAGCUGGGCACAGGGCUGGCAGACUGGAGCUUCUUUGCUGUGUUUGACGGGCACGCGGGAAACCAAGUAGCACAGUACGUUUCACAACACCUGCUGGAUCAGGUCCUAGCUACAGGAGGAAUCGGGCCAGAGGACCACCCUGAUCGGGUGAGAGGGAGCUUCACAGAUGGCUUCCUACACACAGACAAACACCUGCUGACUGCAGCCCGCCGUGAGGGCUGGGAGCGGGGUGGCACCACCGUGACCUCCACUCUCAUCUCACCACGAUACAUCUACUUCGCCAACUGUGGAGACUCGCGUGCCAUGCUGUGCCAGGCAGGGCAGGUGUGCUUCUCCACUGAGGACCACAAGCCCUACAGCCCUCUGGAGAGGGAGCGCAUCGAGAGUGCCGGCGGCUCCGUGUCCCUGCAGCGCAUCAACGGCUCCUUGGCCGUGUCCCGAGCCCUGGGGGACUUCAACUACAAGGGGACAGUGAACCGGCCGCCCACCCAACAGAUGGUGUCUCCGGAGCCAGAGGUGUGUGUGGUGGAGCGGUCGCCCGGGGAUGAGUUUCUGGUGCUGGCCUGUGACGGGGUGUGGGACAUGGUCUCCAACGAGGAGCUAUGCGCCUUCAUUCAGAGUCGGCUGCGCGUCUGCACUGACCUCAGAGAUGUCUGUUCCCAGGUCAUUGACCUCUGCCUCUACAAGGGCAGUCUGGACAAUAUCAGUAUCAUCUUGGUCUGCUUCCCUGGCGCCCCCCAGCUCUCAGCAGAAGCAAUACACCAGGAGGCAGAGCUGGAAGACCUGCUGGAGUCCAAAGUGGCAGGUGCAGUGAUGUGGCGGUUGUUGAGUGCAUACUUAUAUUCACCCACUUCAGUUUAUCCAUGAGUUUACAACAGGAUUUACACAGCUAUAGUUAAUUGCCCCUGAGAGAAGGCAUUUUAAUCAUUGUUUUGUUUGUAACUACUGCCCUCUUCCUUCGAUAGAGAUUUAUGAGGAACUGAGUUCUCAGGGGGAGGAGCCUGACCUGCUCUCUGUCCUCACUGUUCUGGCAAACACUGAUGUCCCAGGCUUACCACCUGGAGGUGGUCUGCAGAGCAAGUAAAUUCAUCUGAAUGCAUGGUGCCAAAAGUUCAUUACAGUACAAGAGGUACUAAAUAACAAAGUGCAGUAAGGAUCAUCUGUGUAGAGAAACUGCUUGUCCUCAAACCUGUUUCCUGUGUGUUGCAGAAGGAACUGUAUCAUCUCCGCCUAUUACGAAAAGAAAGAGGCACACAAUCCUACUACACCUAAUGGGCUUGGUGGUUCUGAGAAGCUCGUCUAGGGUCUGUCGUUUGGGAAACGUCUCUGGAAGACAACCAAUGGCAAAAAAAAACUUUUCAUUAUGUGGCAAUUCAACCAAUCACAAAAGGAAUUUUGUCUCUUAUCCCUCGCGCCAAGUAAAAUCCUGAUGUAACAAGUACAACGCAAUUUGUGAAAGCUAAAACUAUAGAUUUUAUAUUUAUACAAUAUGGGGAACAUUUUAUUUUAUAGGACCUGGCACUUUCAAACACAGAGAUUCUGGCUCAGCAAUAUGAUUCAGUAGUUGACAAACCAUCUGAUAUAUAUUCAUCCAAUAAUAUCUAUAACAAUGUAAAAUUCUAAAAACAUUUAUUUAUGGAUUUCAGGUUGAUGUUUAGUUUUAAGAGUCACCAAACCUCUCUCUCAGUCCUGUGUUUGGUCUGGUUUGCAUGACCUGUACUGUGCUGAUUACUUACCUUGAUGUCAUUAGAUUUAACAUGUUACAGUGAUAUGACAUAUGACCAAGACAAACCCAAGAAUGGUCAGUAGAUCCAUGAACUUGUUAAUAUAUUAUCAAAUGUGAUUUAAAUGAGUAUGUGCUUUACUUACAUACUGUUUAGACAUUACAUGUUCUGACUGUUUUCAGACAGAAUAAAGAUAAUGUGACUAAGAACUUGUUUAGGAUUUACCAGAGAGCACCACAACAUCCAGUUACAACCACUUAUUUAUUAUGACUUUUUUUUUUAAUAGUUAAUGUGAUUAACUGAUAUGCAAGACCAUUAAAUGUUUUCAUGUAAUAAAUGAUUACUGACAUACGGUAAAUCACA